UUUUUUUUUCUUCGAUUUCUUUUCCUUCUAUUUCUUUGUCGGUCAAAUUUAGUCCUUCCUUCACUUUUUUCUUGCACUUUUUCUUUUUGAAUCUAUCUGAACCACAUCAAUACUUAUCAGACAUAAAAGUGGAGGAGAAAAAAAAAACUAUAUAAUGUCUAUCAAGAACCAUGAAGAAGGCAUGCAAUAUCGUUAUUUAGGAAACUCGGGUCUAAAAAUAAGUGUUUUAUCACUUGGCACUUGGAUUACUUUUGGAGGACAACUUACACCAGAACAAGCUACCGAAAUAGUGAAAACAGCAUUGGAACUUGGUAUUAACCAUUUUGAUGUAGCGGAAAGUCAUUCAGGUGGACAAGGAGAAAUUGAUCUUGGUUUAGCAUUACGGAAUCAAAAGGGUUUACGACGCUCGGAUUUUGUCAUUUCAACCAAAGUGUUUUGGGGUGGCAAAGGACCUAAUGACCGUGGGUUGUCAAGGAAACAUGUGUUUGAAGGCACGGUGGCUUGUUUGCAACGACUUCAGCUGGACUAUGUCGAUGUAUUAUAUGCCCAACGUCCAGAUCCUGAUACCCCUAUGGAAGAAGUGGUCCGGGCUUUUAAUUGGUGCAUAGACAAGGGAAUGGCUUUAUACUGGGGAACAAGUGAAUGGCCGGCCUAUAUGAUUGUAGAAGCUAUGAUGAUUGCCAAACAAUUGAAUUUGAUUGCUCCUAUUACUGAGUCACCUCAAUAUAAUAUGCUGAAUAGGGAACGAGUAGAGAAAGAAUAUUGUCCAAUGUAUAGUCAAUUUAAAUUGGGAAUUUGCACUUGGUCACCAUUAGCAUCAGGCUUACUUACUGGGAAAUAUAAUGAUGGAACGAUUCCUCCCUUUACAAGAUUGGCUAUACAAGAUCAUCCUGUGAUUAAUCGACUGCGUGUUGGUUAUUAUAGUGAAGAAGGACGAAGAAAAUUGGAAAAGAUCAAAAGGGUGUGCGAACUUGCUCAUAGGAUGAAAUGUACACCUGCACAACUUGCCAUUGCUUGGUGUUUGAAUUAUCCACAUGUGACAUCUGUUAUUAUAGGUGCAUCCACUCCUGCUCAAGCCAUAGAAAAUAUUCAAGCUCUCAAGAUUCGAUCUCAAUUGACAGAAGAAAUCAUGCAAGAAUUGGAAAAGUUAUUGGCCAACAAACCUGAACCAGUAUUUGAUUUCCGGAAAUCAUGAUAUCAUUUAUAUUGGAUUAGUUUUUAUAUAUUAUAAAUAAAUAUACUAUUAAAAUGUUUUAUUCGCGUUUA
Halteromyces radiatus is the source of this 1266-nucleotide messenger RNA. RefSeq names its product NADP-dependent oxidoreductase domain-containing protein. The record is from RefSeq and is a predicted model, not a curated record. Bases 155 to 1195 code for a protein of 346 amino acids. The transcript has 9 exons. NCBI's taxonomy places the organism in Eukaryota, Fungi, Mucoromycota, Mucoromycetes, Mucorales, Cunninghamellaceae.